Molecule: messenger RNA, 710 nt
Organism: Lolium rigidum
Lineage: Eukaryota; Viridiplantae; Streptophyta; Magnoliopsida; Poales; Poaceae
Exons: 6
Coding region: 85-441 (118 amino acids)
Source: RefSeq, a predicted model, not a curated record
UGGCCACGAAAUCCAGCGGGGGCGUGGCAGCACUCCGAGCGGUUACAACUACUGCUCUCCGAUGUCGUCCACUCGCAGCAGUCUAUGAACUGUCCACAACUACCUCGUCAGGGACGGCUCCCUCCAUGUCUGCAACACCAUACAGACACGCAGAGGGAUGUAUUGGUUCCUGCUGUUGAUGGCAGUGACCUGAUUGCAAGUUCAAAGACGGGAGCUGGAGAAGGCAGUCUUGGUUGGCCUAUCAAUUUGUGGAUAAAGAGGAAUUUCAGAGGUUACAGGAUCUCAAAACAGCUUGGUGAAUGGUCCAUGAUACGCCCUGACCUCGUUGGUCUCGGAGCAACCUGGACUCAAAAACCGCUUCUUUUUUUUAGAAGCCGAAGUAGGACAACCCUGCUGCUGAAGACUAAUGCCUUCAGCUACUUCUGGUUGUCGUCUGCCUAAGAUCAUGCUUCUUCUAAGAGAUGAGUGGCUCCUUUUCCAUCAGGAUUUUGCUUGUAUUUUGGGUUAAGAUCCAAAGACAUUUCCACCUCCAGUGAAACUAUGCAUGAAAUGGUCGAGGCCAUGUGUGGCACAGAAAGGAGACGAGCCAUAUAUAUGUCGUGCAGCAGCGGCACCACCUACCCUCAUGCAGCAGCUUUUCAUCGGCAACAAGCAAGACACCCCACUCAGGGCAUUUGACUUGGGCUUCUCCAUGCAUGGUGUGACCAGGU